UCACCAGGAUGGACGUAGCAGCAGAGUGGCAGGGCAGGAGGGCUGCGUGGGUCACUGUCCUCUCCUGGCACGUCAGCCAAGUCCCCAUGUGUCCCAGGCAGCUGUGAUGGAACUAGACCUCUGGAGGUGGCCAUCCUGGAGGUCUUGUCCUCCCUCCCAUACUGCAGUACUGGUGGGGUGGAGACCUGGACUGGAUGGAAUCCAAAACCUGCCUUCUUCUAUUUCCCUAGGUCAGACAUUGUGGGAGAGGCUCAAUCUGCUCAGUGCUACUAACAAUUGAUUAAUAACACCUAGUGACAGCUCAUCCUCUAGAGGGUUUAGGACCCUAUAUUUGAGGGACAGGGCAGGGACCAGGUUCACAGUGGUGGGAUGUUUACAUUCCCAGAGGUGUUGGACAACGUGUCCUGAACACACAUCAUCGAGAGGUGGCCACUGUGGUCCAAGGGACCCUUUCCCCCUCCAUCCUCCCUUUGCUACCAGAGAGUAGUGAGCUUUUUCUCUGCCACCCCCUUCUCAGCAGGAGGAGCAGGGAGCAGCAGAGCCUGCAGGAAAACUGGGCAGAGAGGAGUUAACUUCAAACCCAACCUCAGGGAGAGGGAAAAAAAAAAAAAACAACAGAGAACUAUGGAUCAGCAGCAAGAGCAGAGGGAGGGAAAAGGGGGAGUCGGAGAGAGAGGAGAAGAGCUCCGGAAGGAGAGAGAGCAGAGCUGGUGGCGGGCGGGGGUAGGCAGCGGAGCACCAGGCAGGAGUGACUGAGCUGCCCAGACAAACUCUUCUGUGGUCUGCAUCCUCCCACUACCACUGCGUGGGCUGGACUGGAGGUCUCCUCCUGAGCAAGUGGCAAAGCUGCAGGCCCUUCCUCAAAAAGGUCCCUGCAAUCUGAAGGAAGAUGCCAGGGGGAUUGAACAUCUCUUCUGACAGCCCAGAGCUACGUGCAGCAGGGAUUAUUGUGCCCAUCAUCUUCUCCCUCAUCUUCCUUGUGGGUACUGUGGGAAAUGGGCUGGUGCUGGCUGUGCUGCUGUGGAAUGGCCAAGUCAAGUACUCCACCACCAACCUCUUCAUCCUCAACCUGGCUGUGGCUGACCUGUGCUUCAUCAUCUGCUGUGUCCCUUUCCAGGCCACUAUUUACACCCUGGAUGGGUGGCUCUUUGGGGCCUUUGCCUGCAAGGCUGUGCAUUUCCUCAUCUACCUCACCAUGUAUGCCAGCAGCUUUACCCUGGCUGCUGUCUCUGUUGACAGGUACUUGGCCAUUCGCUAUCCACUGAAGUCCCGGGAUCUCCGCACGUCCCGAAAUGCAGGAGUGGCCAUUGUGGUAAUCUGGUCGCUGUCCCUGCUCUUUGCAGGGCCUUACCUCAGUUACUACCAGAUAAUCCAUUACCACGGUGUGCCCAUCUGUGUCCCCAUCUGGGAGGACCAGCGCCGAAAGGUUCUGGACAUCAUCACGUUUGUAUUCGGAUACCUGCUGCCCGUGACCGUGGUGAGCCUGGCGUACACUAGGACCAUCAAGUUCCUGUGGACUUCGGUAGACCCCAUAGAAAGGAUCUCAGAGUCUCGGAAAGCCAAGAGUAAGGUCACCAAGAUGAUUGUCACAGUGGCCAUCCUGUUCUGCCUCUGCUGGCUGCCCCACCACCUGGUCAUCCUGUGCUUCUGGUUUGGCCACUUUCCCUUCAACCGGGCCACUUAUGCUUUCCGCCUGGCUUCCCACUGCCUUUCCUACACCAACUCCUGCCUCAACCCCAUUGUCUACGCCCUCAUCUCCAAGCAUUUCCGCAAGCGUUUCAAGCAGGCCUUCACCUGCCUCUUCUUCCAGAACAAAAUCAGGAAAAAGAAGAAGAGGAGAGUUGGAAGGAAAGUCCAUAUGGUCAAUGUGGAAAGAGGUUUUGCCAACAGGAUGGGAGAUUUCAAUGGAGGCAACACUGAGGUGACCCAAGUCCCAGAGGAGAAGACCAGGAAGAGAGACCAUGAAGGUGCCAGUCGAGCCAGAGCAUGGACUCGGCAGGUACAAGAUGCCGUGGUCUCUGUUGAGAAGGAGCUGCUGGAGGAGGAAGUUUUGGCAAAAGCUGGCCAUUCCCUAGAUGUGACCCUUUUAAGAGGAGCUGUUGGACAGGACCAAGAAGAAGCCCUAGAAAAGGGCUAGGGAGUCAAGAAAACAGUAUCCAUUUGCAUCACAUUUUCUGACCACAUCACAGUGGUUUUGCUUUCCUCCAGAAUCAUCAUGCCUGCACCUUAUUCCCACUGAGAUGGUUUUGUUGGCAGUGGGAGAUGAACUCGCUCAUUCAGACCCAGUAAACUGAGUUCAAGUCCCCCAGAACUCUUCAAACACCUCCUCCACAAUCCUGUAGCCAUGUCUGAGACCUGCCAUCAUCCCAGCUCAAUAUUCACAGUAAAGUUUAAGUGACUGC
This is a messenger RNA of Oenanthe melanoleuca, 2402 nucleotides long. RefSeq names its product galanin receptor 3 (gene GALR3). The transcript has 3 exons. The coding region runs from base 890 to 2137 and encodes 415 amino acids. The record is from RefSeq and is a predicted model, not a curated record. Lineage: Eukaryota; Metazoa; Chordata; Aves; Passeriformes; Muscicapidae. Gene Ontology annotation, molecular function: galanin receptor activity. Gene Ontology annotation, cellular component: membrane. Gene Ontology annotation, biological process: adenylate cyclase-modulating G protein-coupled receptor signaling pathway; neuropeptide signaling pathway.